Chaetomium fimeti is the source of this 1371-nucleotide messenger RNA. RefSeq lists its product as uncharacterized. The transcript has 6 exons. The record is from RefSeq and is a predicted model, not a curated record. NCBI's taxonomy places the organism in Eukaryota, Fungi, Ascomycota, Sordariomycetes, Sordariales, Chaetomiaceae. The coding region runs from base 1 to 1155 and encodes 384 amino acids.
AUGUCUGGGAAUGUCGAAGCUUUCACCCUCCUCUCGUUCGUCGUAGUCAUCAUUGUUCUCCGGACAGUCGUUCGCUUGAGAAGUGUCGGACUGCGGGGGCUACAUCUUGACGAUUACCUCAUGCCCAUCGCUGCUAUACUCUGCAUAGUCGACUUGAUAGCGGCGAUUUAUGUCGUAACUGGGGCCAAUGGCUUGAGCAACAGUUACAUGACAGACGAGGAGCGUGCCGCUCUCUCCCCGGACUCGCAGGAAUACGCGCACCGUGUCCUGGGAUCCAAAAUCCAGGUUUUCGGCUGGACCCUCUACGCCGCUAGCCUGUGGUUAAUCAAGGCCUGUGUCGCCAUCUUCUAUUCAAGGCUAACUGCGAACCUGGCCCGGUUGCAAAUUCGCGUUUAUAUCGCGUACGCCUUCAUCGGUGGUACUUGGGUAAUCACGACUUGCCUUCUCCUUUUCGGUUGUCGGCCCAUGUCAAAAUACUGGCAGAUCAACCCGGAUCCUGGGAUCUGCCAACCUACCAACUCCAAACUUUAUGUUCUCUCCGUCAUGAUCCCUGAUAUUCUCACCGACGUGUACUUGCUAUCUAUCCCUUUACCGGUACGUCACUCCGAACAGCUUCUCUGGGCCGUAAAUAUCAGCCUCAAGAAGAAGAUUUCACUGACACUCCUGUUUUCCGGCGUCAUCUUCGUCAUUGUGGCAGCCAUCAUCCGUGGAGUCGUCAUUCUUAAUUCCGGUCCCGAGGGCGCCGUUUCUGGCAGCGAAUGGGCCAUCCGGGAGGAAUUCGUCUCCAUUGUCGUUUCCAAUCUCCCCAUCCUGCACUCACCGAUUCGAACCUUUUGCAACAAGAUCGGGCUCAGUGCCUUGUUCUCCACACACAACACCAGCAACGCCACGCCCUUCGAAGGCAGGACCAUCGGAGGUGGAGGUGGAGGCGGCUACCCACUCCGGAGGUCCAAGAAAGAUCCGAAUGGGACCGUGGCCUGGGGGAGUGAUGAGCAGAUCCUAUGCGAAAACGGCGCGCAAAACCCUGGCAAAGACAUUGUCGUGGGUCGGGAGAUUGCGGUCGAGUCCGAGGCCGGAUCGGUCAGAGGGCCGACCGGGUGGAGUGCGUCAGCAGCGAGUGACUGGAACACUCAGCCGGCAUCAAGAGGAGGUUAGUGCGUAGGAGUUAUUCGUAGUGAGGUAGCUUGUGUCAUUAUCCAUUCCCAAAGACCAGUGCCUCUACUCUCCCCCACAACUACUGUCUCCGAUGCUGUUAUCUGCGGCUUCAAGGGCUGCCUCAGCCAACACCGAACUCGAGCCCCGUGCCAUUUGGCUGACAAGUCCCCGGCCCUUAUGGCAUAUGAUGAACUUGUCUCGCGGCACUCGUCGUUU